AUGGAUCUCUACCAGGGCACCCUCCAGCAUCAGAGCAUCACGGCCCAGAGCCAACCUCGAGAUCCUUGCCUUUAUGAAUAUGACAUUGACCAUAAGCGCAGCUGGGUUAUGCUCAACCAGAAGGGCGAGAUACAGCCCCUCGAAGACGAGCAGAUAUUGCUCAGGACGCCUGGCUACGUAAGCCUGGAGCUAUCAGUGCCCAAGGCAUUGCGAACUGCCAACUCCAAUUUUAAUGUGAAGUGUGAUUCGGGCGUUGCAUAUGUCACGAACAGAAGGAUCAUCUACCUGGCUGAGCAGCCGACAGAGACUUUCCAGUCGUUCUCGGCCUUUAUCCUGGACACAUAUGACCCGCAGCCACGAGCAGGCGGGCUCCUCGGAUUUGGAGCCUGGCGAUGGAGGGCUGAGGCCAAGCCCAGGGCUGGCGGUGGGAUACCAGGCGAUGUCCCUCGCAUCGAGAUCCUACUGAUCUUCAACCAUGGCGGAGUAGAGGGAUUCCACUCCAAGUACAGCCUAAUGUUUGAGCGUCUGGCCCACGCUCGGGACGUGGCGAGGGAGACGGGGACGCGCAUCACUGUUCACGAUGACGACUUGCCACCGUAUUCAGCCGCAGAAGCCGGCGAUGCACCCGGACAACAGUCAGGACAGACGAGUUCUGCUCCAGCCCAGAGUCAGCCCGAGGCACCGGCCGCAACUCAGCAACCCCAGCCAACGCCGAACGAACCACCACCUGAUUAUGAUGAAGCACAGGCACAAGCCGUGGAACAGCAAUUUGAAGAGAGAGACCGUCAAGACGCCGAAAGGGCCCAGUAG
Molecule: messenger RNA, 810 nt
Organism: Diaporthe amygdali
Lineage: Eukaryota; Fungi; Ascomycota; Sordariomycetes; Diaporthales; Diaporthaceae
Exons: 2
Coding region: 1-810 (269 amino acids)
Biological process (GO): positive regulation of DNA-templated transcription
Cellular component (GO): nucleus
Molecular function (GO): transcription coactivator activity; chromatin DNA binding
Source: RefSeq, a predicted model, not a curated record